AACAGUGCGCGUUGAUCAGUGCUCGAUUAUAUAUAUAUAUAUAUAUACACAAGUUUCUGAUAUUUUCGAAGGAGGCCUCGUCGGAUGAGAUCGAGUCUCGAUUCGAGUUUGAACGGGCGUUGGGAACAAUCGUAUCGAACAAAGAUCGCAAUUCGUAUCCGUUGUUGCAAAUAGAAUCAACGCGUACGUAAUAGAAAAACGCGUCGAUCGAUAAUUAAUAGAUAAUUCUUGGAAUUAUUAUCCCGAAUGGAGUCGUGGGUCAGCGUGUCAAGGAUGGGCAAAGCGUUCGAAGAAUGAGAAUCGGUCGUCUCGAUCGCGAGUGCACCGCGUGUGAAGAUAAGAAGGGACGUGGCCAGUACGCGGUGGCAACUUUCACGGAUGAAACGAGCGUAGUAGUAUUACGGUUUACUGCCGAUCCAUUCCGGAGGGAACCGCGGCGAACAUCGUUAUUGAAAUAAUGAAGAGAGAAGCUGAUGCAGGCGCUAUGACAGGUUCUGGAGGACCGACGAGUCCUCACAAGCGUUACAGACAGGGUGACGAUGAACUUCGUCUUCUGAUCCCCAGCAAGGUAGCCGGUUCGAUAAUCGGCAAGGGUGGCCAGAAUAUCACCAAACUGAGGAGUCAGUACAAAGCCUCAAUCAUUGUACCCGAUUGCCCCGGACCCGAACGGGUGCUUACCAUCAGCUCGGAUCUGCCCACCGUACUCCAAGUGUUGAACGAGGUCGUACCUAAUCUCGAGGAGGUGAGUGUUGCUACCAGAAGAGGAUCACACGGGAAAAGAAAUGACUCAAUCAACGGAUCUCGACACGGGAGCGACGAGAUCGACGUGCGCAUGCUGGUGCAUCAGAGCCAAGCCGGAUGCAUAAUCGGCAAGGGAGGUUUAAAGAUCAAGGAGCUUCGCGAGAAAACUGGGGCAAGGAUCAAGAUUUAUUCUCACUGCUGUCCCCACAGCACUGACCGGCUGAUCAGCAUCUGCGGGAAACCGACCACGUGCAUCGAGUGCAUUCGCGAGCUGAUCGCCACUAUUAAAACCUCGCCUCUGAAGGGAGUGAACAACCCUUACGAUCCGCACAACUUCGACGAUUAUUACGCGGACGACUACGGCGGCUAUGGGACCGGCGACGGUGGCCAAGGGAAAGGGGGUGGCUUUGGGGGUCCUGGAGGGCGCGGUGGUGGCGGAGGCGGCGGCGGCGGCGGAGGUAUGCCGCCUCGACGCGACAACCGCGCUGGGCCGGGCGACAUGAAUCGCGGGUUCCCGCCACCACCGAGAGGCGGGCCGCGUGGUGGAGGCGGCGGAGGCGGUGGCAUGUCUGGCGGGCCACCUGAUCGUGGCUACGGGGGCAAUUCUCGCGGAGGAGGCGGCGGUGGAGGGUACGAAGGCGGACGAGGCGGAUACGGUGGCAACAGGGGUGGCCCGCCGCCGUAUGCCGCUGGAAAUUACAAUGGUGAUGGAUGGGGUAUGCAAGGAGGCGCGCCAAACGGUUUGGGUGGCGGUGCUAACUCGGGAAUGAGCGGCCCGCCUAUGGGUGGCAAUAAUCAAGGAAAUCAGGGCAACAUGGGUGGAAAGACCACUACUCAAGUCACCAUUCCUAAAGACCUUGCUGGAGCAAUUAUCGGCAAGGGAGGCGCCAGAAUUCGAAAAGUAAGAUCAGAUAGCGGUGCUGGAAUUACUAUAGACGAACCGUUGUCUGGAAGUAACGAUCGCAUUAUCACUAUAACCGGAUUACCCAGUCAGAUACAAAUGGCUCAGUACCUGCUUCAGCAGAGCGUGCACGAGAAUGCAGACCAUUAUUAGGACGUGGUGUAAAGAGGAAGCAUUCGGGGGGAGCCAAAGAUGCGUUUAUAAUUUUUUUAGGGAUACUUCUUCGCGCGGAAAGUGGAGACCGAUUAAAAGCGACGAGAACUUUUUCAUCGAGAGAGAAAAAAAAAAGAAACAAUAUAAUAUCACACACUUGGCGUUUCUCCUUAUGCGUUGCAAGACCAAAAAAAAACAAAAAAAAAAAAAAAAAAAACAGGAAAAGAGGAAAAAAAAUAAGGAAAAAAUUUCCUAUAUAAAUAUUAAUCGGUCGAAGCAAAAAGCAAGGAGAGACAGUCUACUCUACAGACUUUUUCCAUUCGAUUCUAUGGAUUUAUGAGCGAGAAAUGCUCACCUGCCUGCUUUCACGAGUCGAGAAACAUGGAAUUGGCAUUCGAGGAGCAACCUCCUCGUACAAGAAAGGCCAAAGAACAGCACUAUUUCUACGCCUGAGAUCGUUCUCGAUCUUACGCAUUUUUUUCUCUUUUUUUAGUUGUUUUUUUUUUUUCCCCCAAUCAUUUUAUAUCACGUGCUUUUCUCCACAGCUCUGGACGAGCUUUGAUAUGAUCAUUUUUUUCUUCUUUUAUUUCCCAUUCGUUUUAUUUCCUUUAUUGUUUUAACUAAUCCCCCCCAAAAGAGUCCCUAUCGAAACGCACAUUGUUCUCUGUUCCCUCUUUUCUUCGCUGUUUUGCUGCGGAAACAUUGCGAAAUUUGUUCUUUUAUUCGUGGCAAAUCGUAAAAAAAAAAAAAGAAAAAAAAAGAAAAAAAAAAGAAAAAAAAGAAAAGAAAUUCAUGAAUUUUACAUGUUCAAGUUUCUGACAGCUGAAGGUGAAAGAUCGAAAAGUUUAAAUAUCAAUGGAAAAAUGUAGCGAUAAAAUCGAAGGAAGGGAGAGAUUAUCGAGUGAAUUGAAAACAGAAACGACGAGAGAACUAAAUCUAUAAAAAAUAUCGACUCAUUAUAAUAUGCGGUACUUUUUGUAUAUAACAUAUUACUUUACUAAAACAAAAAAAAAACAAAAAAAAAAAAAAUAAGAGAAAAGAAAUCGUUAACGAUAUCAUUUCCCUUUCCUCAAUCGCUGCCCGCCACCCGUCUAUUGCUGCAUUAUCUUUAAUUAUGAUUAACUGUCGUACGAUUAAGAAGAGUAAUUUUGCAUUGAUCGUAUACUUAUCAAUUUUACUGAUCGAGCGCGUAAAAAGUGUUCGUAAUCUCUUUUUCUGCGAUGUAACUGUUAAGCGUGUAAGAAUUCUAAUAAUAGAGAGUGAUAAACUACUAAGCUAUUAUACAAGGCAACUCUGUUUUGGAAAUAUCGCUAUAUAGUACGAGAUGUUGAAUCAAAAAAGAAAAACUUGCAACGAAGUCUGAGGAUGCGUUUUUUUUAGAAAAUAGGUAACGCGUUUAACCGGAAAAGGACGUAAUUUGGUUGAUCUUAAGUAAUAAGAAUGGCCAACGUAUUAGAAAUUAUAUUGCGUAUAUACAUCACUUCUAAGAACAUAUAUAUAAAAAAAAAAAAUAAAUGAAUAAAUAAAUCACACGUUAUGAUCAUCUGCGAGAAGACAGAAGAAGAAGAAGAAGAAGAAGAAAAAGCAGCUUAAUGGGAUAAGAAAGUUUUAUUACUUAUAUGUAUGGAUCGAAAUGUUUAAAUUAAACAUUUAACAAACAUCGAACAUCAAGUUCAAACUUUCAAAAGUGAACACCGUAAUGGUCUCUUCGCGCGGGUCGUUCGAAGCAGAGUCUUACAAGGAAGCGAAAUAAGCAAAGAAAUUCGUUCGUAAAUCAAUACUAGCCCGAAGUCAAUCCCGUUUGCAUCUUCUCGAGCUCUGCAAAGAUUCAUCUUGUUUCCUCUGAAACUUUUUUAUACGUUGAGUUGAUCGGCGAUAGGACGUAAUAAGAGUGUUCUCUUUUUGGAGGUUGCAAACUUGAACAAGCGCGCGGGCGCCAAUUUUAAAUAAUAGAGAUUUAUCGCAGAUGAGGAAGAAAUAAGACAAUGAAAUAAUAGAGAAGAAUCGAAAAGCCGCCCUUAAGUUAGAGCGAACUCGUCCUCUUUCCCUUCCUCGAAUAGAAACUCUCACCACCCUUUUUACCCUCUCUCUCCUCCAUACCCUGAUAUAUAACAUAAUACCGUAACCUCGUAACGAAACGGAAAUAGAAGAAAAGAUACGAAAUCAUAACCUUAAGGAAAAAAAGAAAAAAAAAAAAAGAAAGAAAGAAAGAAAAAAAAAGAAAGAAUUUUGAUGACGCUACGAAGGGCAUUUUUUUUAACGCAUCUCUAUUAAACGACCGGCGCCGGUCGACACGGAGCCGCCCUUUUUUUCUCUUAGGUUUAAUAAGGAAAACCAAGUCCCCUCUUUUCCGAUGAUCCACCCCCACACAGCGUCGUGUUAAACAAGAUAAAAAAAAAAGGAAGAAAAAAGGAAAAAAAAAAUAAAUAAGAAAGAAAUAAAAAGGGAAUCUUUUACGUCCGCGUGAUCUCGAACAGAGAAUCGCGCGUGCAUUUUCGUUCGACUCACGAUCGAUUGUACCGUCUUUUUCGUGAUGUCGGGGAUGAGAAAUGUUCUUGGCAAGCUUCUCUUCCAAUUGCAACGAUGAAUUUGUUCUCGUUGAUUUUAAUUUACAUUCAGUCCAUUUUUCUCUGCUAUCGAUAUUUAACACUUGACGAGAAAUUCGAUGGUGGAAUUGCAAAUAUUCUUAAAUUCUAAAAGAAAUAUCAUUUUAUGUAUGAUUUUUUUUUUUUUUAUUUCGAAAUUAUUGGCGUCAAUAGUCGUAGAUAAUAAAUUAUUCGCUUUUGCCGAAUUUGAAUAGUCAUAUGGAAGCGGCACGGAACAUUUUUUCAUUAUACUCCGAGAUCGAUUUAUGUAAUAAGAGUAACACACGAGAAACAGGCAACAAAACAGAGAAACAUACAUAAAUACAUAUACAUACAUACAUAUACACACACGAAAUGCGUGAGAGGGAGAGAAAUUGGUGUGUUUACCGUGUGUAUCUCUGUGUGUGUGUGUGUGUGUGUGUGAACGCGUGUCGAGGGAAGACACGGAUGGAAGAAAGUUCGUAAAUUGCGAAUCGGCCGAGGGUUGAGAAAAAGAAAAUCGAGACAGAAAGAGAGAGAAAGAGAGGGAGAAAGUGGUGUGCGUGUACAAUUAAGAUGAAAAAUGUAUGCAUGAGAGAAUGGGUAAGAGAGAAAGAGAGAGAGAGAAUCGUAAUCUCGCUCGUAUCACGAUGUGUGUAUUAUAUAAGAUAUACAGUUUACAAUUAUUUGUAAUGGAUACUUUUUAUUUGUCAAAUAAAAGUUAGUACAAAUGAAGGUAAA
This is a messenger RNA of Apis cerana (Asiatic honeybee), 5100 nucleotides long. It is a transcript of the gene HnRNP-K, whose product is annotated as Heterogeneous nuclear ribonucleoprotein K. Gene Ontology annotation, molecular function: RNA binding. The record is from RefSeq and is a predicted model, not a curated record. Lineage: Eukaryota; Metazoa; Arthropoda; Insecta; Hymenoptera; Apidae.